Gastrolobium bilobum is the source of this 1786-nucleotide messenger RNA. Its product is annotated as 3-isopropylmalate dehydrogenase, chloroplastic-like. NCBI's taxonomy places the organism in Eukaryota, Viridiplantae, Streptophyta, Magnoliopsida, Fabales, Fabaceae. The coding region runs from base 238 to 1470 and encodes 410 amino acids. Gene Ontology annotation, biological process: L-leucine biosynthetic process. Gene Ontology annotation, molecular function: NAD binding; magnesium ion binding; 3-isopropylmalate dehydrogenase activity. The record is from RefSeq and is a predicted model, not a curated record. The transcript is spliced from 10 exons.
GAAAAAUUGAGUGAAAUUGAGAUGAGAGAAAAGGUUGAGGAGAGAGAAGAGAGAAUUUUUUUUAAUACAUAUGUCAAUUUUUAAAUGAAAAGACGAGUGUGCUCCGUAGCAUAUUAAAAAUUGUGGUGGCAUGAUUUCCAUUUUCUAUUUCUUACUCUUAAUCCCUUUGUUUUUAUUUUUAAUUUUUUUAGCUAUACCAUAUUUUAAGGUGAGAUUUAGUUGGGUCGAGGCCCAAUUAUGACAGCAAUGGCGGCUUGUCUGCAAAUUGUUCAUCCCAAACCUCUGAAACCGUUUGAGUCCUUCUCCUUCCGGAGGCCAACAAAUUCAGUGAGGUGUUCCUCCGCCGCCGCCACCUCUCAUUCGAAACGCUCUUACACGAUCACUCUCCUUCCCGGAGAUGGCAUCGGCCCCGAAGUCAUCUCCGUCGCCAAAGACGUUCUUCUCCUCGCUGGCUCUCUCCACGGGAUCCAAUACGAGUUUCGAGAGAUGCUCCUUGGUGGAGCUGCAUUUGAUGCCACCGGAGUCCCCUUACCCGACGACACCCUUUCUGUCGCUAAGCAAUCUGAUGCUGUUCUGCUUGGUGCCAUUGGAGGGUAUAAAUGGGAUAAAAAUGAGAAACAUCUUAAGCCAGAGACUGGGUUGCUUCAGCUACGACAAGGGCUUCGAGUUUUUGCUAAUCUGAGACCAGCAACUGUAUUCCCACAGUUAGUGGAUGCUUCAACUUUGAAGAGAGAGGUUGCUGAAGGGGUUGAUCUCAUGGUUGUUAGGGAACUCACUGGAGGUAUCUAUUUUGGAAAACCCAGGGGCUUUGGUACCAAUGAAAAUGGUGAAGAGAUUGGCUUUAAUACUGAAAUUUAUGCUGCACAUGAGAUUGAUCGCAUAGCUCGUUUUGCAUUUGAGAUUGCUCGGAAGCGUCGUGGGAAACUUUGCUCUGUUGACAAAGCCAAUGUACUAGAGGCAUCAAUGUUCUGGAGGAAAAGGGUUUUGGCAUUAGCACAAGAAUAUCCUGAUGUUGAGCUCUCACACAUGUAUGUUGAUAAUGCCUCAAUGCAACUAAUUCGCUAUCCAAAACAGUUUGACACGAUUGUAACAAACAACAUUUUUGGCGAUAUAUUAUCAGAUGAGGCUUCAAUGAUCACUGGAAGUAUUGGGAUGCUUCCUUCUGCUAGCCUUGGGGAUUCGGGACCGGGACUUUUUGAACCGAUACAUGGUUCUGCACCUGAUAUUGCUGGACAGGACAAGGCAAACCCAUUUGCUACUGUUCUUAGCGCAGCUAUGCUUUUGAGAUAUGGCCUUGGAGAAGAAAAGGCCGCUGAAAGAAUAGAGAAUGCUGUUCUGGACACUUUGAACAGGGGAUUUCGAACUGCUGACAUAUAUUCCGCUGGAACAAAGCUGGUAGGAUGCAAACAACUAGGUGAGGAGAUACUGAAGUCAGUAGAAUCUCACGUUCCUGUUGCUGCUUCAGUGUGAUUUGAGAUCAACCCAGCACAGAAUUUUAGGGCCUGGUUUGUCUUGGAGAUCACUAUGACUGCCAAAGCUGAAAAAAUCUCCCUACUCUGGAUCUGGAGAGUUCUGGGUUUCCUUCUACAUUUUAUGUAUUUUGGUUUCAACACCCAGCCUAUGUCUUGUUGAACUUUCUGAAAGUAGCAAGGUUGUUCUUUUGUGCUGGGAUUAAUAGUUAGUUGCUUAGUUUCACUUAAAUGCUAAGCUGCCUGUAAUAUUAGAACAAUGAUUGAUGGAGAAUGUUUUUUUUUUUUUGGAAUUAAUCCGAUCCUAAUUACCUCUU